UGAGAAUAUGUUGAAAGUAUUUACAACUAAAAUUGAAGUUAAAAUUGGAAAACAACGAAUGUUGAACUUAAAACAAAAACUAUUAGUAAGUUCACUUUGAGUGAAGUGUACAGUGCCUAAGAAUAUCAAAAAUCCAAUCCGAUUUGAUUCGAACGUUACUAAAGCAGCACGAUUGCGAUGAAUUCAGAAAUAUUUUUAAAAAUUCAAUGGAUAUUUUUUAUUCUGUUUUAUUGGUGCUGCACCGGCAGAGGCCACAACAAGGAAACGAAAGCAUCGCAGGAACCGCCUCAUUGGAAGAAGAAUGGAAAUGAGUUUACAAACGGUUUGCUUAAGGAAACAGCACAUAAUUUGGCUCCGAGUUUCCAAGGAGACACGAACAAGAAAGAUGCUAUGGCGAGUCAAGUUGAACUGGGCGAAGAACAUGAACAUUUUGGUAUUCGGCCAAUGCUGGAUGUGAGUUUUAAUGAUACGAUUGAUCCACUGAAACGAAAUCCUCAUCUUCACCGCCAGCUACUAUCUGGGAGUUCGGGUGGUGACCGAAGGAGAAGCCGGCGAAACAACGAUGAUGUCGACAGGCAGGUUGAUUACGGGUAUAAAAUUGCAAAUCAAGACUUGACAGGCACUGUUACUUCAGCUAUAGCUGAUAGGGAUGAUGUGAAUGGUGCCGGGAUGUCAAGCCUGUCAUCAGGAGUCAUCGGUAGAAACAGAGAUGACAAAGAUUCCUGGUCGGUCUCGGCGGAAAUGGGGAGACCUGAACGAAAAAUUCUCUCUAUCGAGGAAAACUCAGUCAUUUAUGAUAAAGACGGCAUUGAACCAGAUGAUAAUAAGCUUCGGGUGGGUGGGGAAAUUCAAGGAUUUAGGCCUAUAGCGGAUCCUUUUAGCAGUAACAAUGAUGAUGACCUGAAACGGGAAGAUGGGAAUGAUGUUCUCCAUCGGUCCGAGGAUUACGGUUACUCAUAUGGUUCUUUUGUGGCAGAUGCACCAAAGGCUUAUAAUGAGCGAGGGAAUUUGCAGGAAAUUGUUACCCGGAGUAGAGAUAAGACUGUUUCCCGGAAACCAAGAAGUACGAAACAAUUGGGAACAGGAAGGAAAAUGUGGCCGGAUGGCAGUACUGAUAAGCUUGCGUCUGCACCGAAGCAAACCACUGUUUAUCAUCAACAUCAUGAAGACUACAAACGGGACACAAGUGAUAUUGGGCCGAACUGUGACUGUACUUCGAUAUGUGCCAAAUACAAAAAUGGAACGGAUAUGGUAACCGAUGUUGAUGAGAGUUCCGGAGAUGUGUCAACAGUAACAAUGGGGGAGGGCGAAGAACAAACUGAUUUACCAGAUAAUGAUGAAAGAAGGGAUGACGACAAAGAUGAAAACGAAAGACCAAGCAACCAAAGAGUAAUCGACGAAGAAGAGGAAGAUGAUGAUAAAAAUUAUGCUAUCGAAGAAUAUUCCGAAAAACCUGUUUCGACGUCCGGCGAAGCAGAGGAGCAAAGUGAGGUUUACAUUGAUUUGAAAAUUGUGUUGAAAAAGUUGGAAAAUGGCAGUUUGUCGAAGGUUGAGCCAUUGGAAGUUCAUAAGAAAAUUGUCGUUGAUCGCAGCAAACAAAAACCCGCAUCCGUCGGAAAUUCGUUCCCCAAGGACCUGGUGAAGGCCAUCUAUCAAUUAGUGGACAGCGAUGACAGCCUUCGGACACACGUGGCUCCACGUCUGCCGGACCGGACCAAGUUGUUGUUCAAUCUGGAACAGAAAAACCGCAGCGGAGGAAAGAUUAAUGACCGUCAACCGGACCGGGAUCUACCGGGCGGUGCUGGUCCACCGAGAGGCAGCCGAAUUGAGCAACAUCAAAACAGCGAUAUGGUACUGGCAGAUGCGAUUGUGGCAAUUGGACAACUGAUUCGGCAAAAAUCUGGACAUUGAAGGAUUUAUUUUUAAACGUUUAAAGAGUCAUUUGAUUUUCGUAAGUUUUGUUUUUGUA
Malaya genurostris is the source of this 1969-nucleotide messenger RNA. RefSeq lists its product as uncharacterized. Lineage: Eukaryota; Metazoa; Arthropoda; Insecta; Diptera; Culicidae. The coding region runs from base 178 to 1911 and encodes 577 amino acids. The record is from RefSeq and is a predicted model, not a curated record. The transcript has 6 exons.